Thermothielavioides terrestris NRRL 8126 is the source of this 1573-nucleotide messenger RNA. RefSeq lists its product as uncharacterized. Gene Ontology annotation, biological process: G protein-coupled receptor signaling pathway. Gene Ontology annotation, molecular function: GTP binding; G protein-coupled receptor binding; GTPase activity. Gene Ontology annotation, cellular component: heterotrimeric G-protein complex. Lineage: Eukaryota; Fungi; Ascomycota; Sordariomycetes; Sordariales; Chaetomiaceae. The transcript is spliced from 5 exons. The record is from RefSeq and is a predicted model, not a curated record. Bases 316 to 1377 code for a protein of 353 amino acids.
CGCCAGCCCUCUCGCCUCCUCUCCUUCCCUCUCGUCAAACCCCGACCGAACCUGCAACCUCCUCCAACCAGGCAAAGCGGCAAGGCCACAACACAACCUUUGCUGUUUCACUUCAUUGGCGACGACUUCGUGCUGUCGCCACUUUCAACUGCGCUCGAUUUUCCAUAUCGCACAUCAUUCAUUCCUUCGCGUGCAACACCCUGGUUGUCAGUGCGAUUGAAGCCCCCCAAAAACCGAGGGCGCCCGACCACACCCGAAGCAAAACUGUGACCGCACACUCUCUACCAUUGUCUUCGCUAUCGCCAGCUCGCCAAGAUGGGUUGUGGAAUGAGUACGGAGGACAAGGAGGGCAAGGCCCGGAACGAGGAGAUCGAGAACCAGCUUAAGAGGGAUCGCCUGCAGCAGCGCAAUGAAAUCAAGAUGCUACUUCUGGGUGCUGGUGAAUCCGGAAAGUCGACGAUCUUGAAGCAGAUGAAGCUCAUCCACGAGGGCGGCUACUCGCGCGACGAGCGGGAAUCCUUCAAGGAGAUCAUUUUCAGCAAUACAGUUCAGUCAAUGCGCGUUAUCCUGGAGGCAAUGGAGUCGCUUGAGCUCCCCCUGGCGGACGCGAGGAUGGAGUAUCAUGUCCAAACCAUCUUCAUGCAGCCAGCACAAAUCGAAGGCGACGUCCUCCCGCCCGAGGUCGGCAAUGCGAUCGAGGCCCUGUGGAAGGAUGCCGGUGUCCAGGCCUGCUUCAAGCGGUCGAGAGAAUACCAGCUGAACGAUUCUGCGCGAUACUACUUCGACAACAUCGCCCGCAUCGCUGCCCCCGACUACAUGCCUAACGACCAGGACGUGCUGCGGUCGCGUGUCAAGACAACCGGCAUCACGGAAACGACCUUCAUCAUUGGCGACCUCACGUGGCGGAUGUUCGAUGUCGGUGGCCAGCGGUCCGAGCGGAAGAAGUGGAUUCACUGCUUUGAGAACGUCACCACCAUUCUCUUCCUGGUCGCCAUCUCGGAAUACGACCAGCUCCUGUUCGAAGACGAGACGGUCAACCGUAUGCAAGAAGCGCUCACUCUCUUCGACUCCAUUUGCAACUCCAGGUGGUUCAUCAAGACAUCAAUCAUCCUGUUCCUCAACAAGAUCGAUCGGUUCAAGGAGAAGCUCCCCGUCAGUCCGAUGAAGAAUUACUUCCCAGACUAUGAAGGUGGCGACGACUACGGGGCGGCCUGUGACUACAUCCUGAACCGCUUCGUCAGCCUGAACCAGCACGAGAGCAAGCAGAUCUACACACAUUUCACCUGCGCGACGGACACCACACAAAUCCGCUUCGUCAUGGCUGCUGUGAACGAUAUUAUCAUCCAGGAGAACCUCCGUCUCUGCGGUCUCAUCUGAGCGGAAACUCGCUGACACUGCCGUCAUGGCUGUCACGUGCUGCUCUCUUGCGCCCCGGAUCCGCGCCGCCUCUGCUCUCAAAGAUGAUACCCCUUCCCGGUCGCAUUUGAAAACGGUGGAAUCACGACACUCCGCCAUUCAUACAAUGCGCCCCCGGGCUUGUUUUCCUCUCACCCCCCACCGGACCACGAAUCGA